AUGUCUUCCUCCCCAGACCUCUCCCGCGUCCUCCCCCGCGUGCUCAUCGUCUCGCGCCGCACUGUCCGCAAGAACAAGUUCGUCGACUUCGUCGGUGAGUACCACCUGGACCUCAUCGUGGGCUACGGCGCGGUGCCGGUGAUCGUGCCGCGCGUGGCGGGGGUGCACGCGCUGCUCGACUCGUUCGAGCCCAUCCACGGCGUGCUCCUCUGCGAGGGCGAGGACAUCGACCCGUCCCUCUACGACUCCUCCGCCGCCGACGGCGCGCUCUCGCUGGAGCAGCUGGAGGCCGUGCGGCGCCUGCACCCGAGCGACGCGGCCAUCGACCACGAGAAGGACUCGAUCGAGCUCCGCCUCGCGCGCCGCUGCCUCGAGCGCAACAUCCCCUACCUGGGCAUCUGCCGCGGCUCGCAGGUGCUCAACGUCGCCUGCGGCGGCUCGCUGUACCAGGACGUGGAGCACGAGCUUGCGGUCGGGCCCGCCGGCGCCGCCGUCCAGCACAUCAACUACGGCGACUACGACGGGCACCGCCACCCGGUGCGCGUGCUGCCGGGCACGCCGCUGCACGAGUGGUUCGCGGGCGACCUCCUCGCCGGCGGCGACGACAGCGCGCAGCAGCAGCUGAUGGUGAACAGCUACCACCACCAGGGCGUGCGGCGCCUGGCGCAGCGGUUCGCGCCCAUGGCGUUCGCGCCCGACGGGCUCGUCGAGGCGUUCUACGACCCGGACACGUACAGCCCCGGCGAGGGCAGGUUCAUCAUGGGCCUCCAGUUCCACCCGGAGCGCAUGCGCAAGCCCGGCGGCUCCGGCGACGAGUUCGACUACCCCGGCUGCGCCAGGGCGUACCAGGAGUUCGUCCGCGCCGUGGUCGCGUACCAGGAGAAGACGGCGGCGGGUCCGCACUUGCCCCGUGGCGCCCCCGUCCCCGCGCUGCCGAAGCUGAGCAAGGAGAUGGAGAGGCGGCGCAAGGUCAUCUCCCGCAGCUUCUCGCUCGCCAAGGACAUGUACCUCUCCGGCGGCCGCACCAACCCGGCGGAGCAGCGCGACCUCGAAGCCGGCGCCGAGUUCCUCGAGUCGAACACGGCGUCGCUGAGCGUGCAGCAGGAGAAGCGGCUGAAGCAGAUGGGCGCCACGGUGCGGAACGCGUCGGGGUACCUCAACAGCCUCAAGGUGAGCGGCGUGCGCGAGGCGGCGGCGCGGGCGCUCAUGGCGGAGAUGACCGUCAACCAGCUCUCCGACCUCGCCGCCUUCUACGGGACCAUGGGCAAGAUCUGCUCCGAGGUGCUCGACACCAAGCUGCAGGCUUUGCAUGUCAACGUGAAUCUGCACGAAUGA
Molecule: messenger RNA, 1335 nt
Organism: Miscanthus lutarioriparius
Lineage: Eukaryota; Viridiplantae; Streptophyta; Magnoliopsida; Poales; Poaceae
Source: the annotation of a GenBank genome assembly